GAUCUAAUCUUCGGGAAACAACCAGACUCGAGAAAGUACAACUCAUAUUCAAGAACUUACCAAGAAACUCAUCUUAUUUCCAAGAAGACAAUAUGCCGGCACCAUUUGUAAGACCGUGGUUUGUUAGGGGCUGCGUCACCCUUAUACGUAUCAUCUUUACCGAGACGUACCUAUGGCUCUUGGUACAUGCUGCCGCCGUCUUUGCGGUGCCAGUUAAGCGCUACGAGAACAAGAUAUGGUCAAAGGUUAUGGUCCUUGACAUAUCGUACAGCAGCUUGAUCGGAAUAGACCUAAAAGCCGAGGUCUGCCUCCAUGUCAUGGUGGGAAUAUUGCUGUAUACCCUAUACCGUUUCUGGUGCCGCAAUCGCAACAAUGACCCCGUUCCCAUGAACUACCGGGUUUACGUCUUCUUUCUUCCGUACAUCCUAUCGUUCCUAAUUUGCUGGGCCAUUACUACGGCUCUGUUGGGCUUGGGACUAUACAGAGUUAUCUAUUAUACGAAGAACGAAAACAUGUGGGUACUAAUGACCCAAUUUGUUGUGGGUAUCAUUUUCAAGUUGCUGAUCCUGGUCAACUUCUGCACAACCUGUGGUCGCUGCUAUGUGAAACUACAAUUGCUAGCUAUAGACAUCGACGAACAGCGACGAGAACUGAUUCGUCUUCAAAGCUUCGGAGAUCAUUUGACUAUGUUGUUUAAUGUCUAGUUUUCGCCAAACACAUUAGGUAAUGUUACAUAAAGCCGCUUGUUCCACCAAAAUAAAUGUUAUUGCAUAAAAAUA
This is a messenger RNA of Drosophila bipectinata, 779 nucleotides long. RefSeq lists its product as uncharacterized. Lineage: Eukaryota; Metazoa; Arthropoda; Insecta; Diptera; Drosophilidae. The record is from RefSeq and is a predicted model, not a curated record.